This is a messenger RNA of Drosophila innubila, 2188 nucleotides long. RefSeq names its product neprilysin-11. Gene Ontology annotation, biological process: protein processing. The transcript has a single exon. Gene Ontology annotation, cellular component: plasma membrane. Gene Ontology annotation, molecular function: metalloendopeptidase activity. NCBI's taxonomy places the organism in Eukaryota, Metazoa, Arthropoda, Insecta, Diptera, Drosophilidae. Bases 99 to 2069 code for a protein of 656 amino acids. The record is from RefSeq and is a predicted model, not a curated record.
GCACGUGCAUCGGGCUGCUGUUGUUCUUGUUGUUGCUGCUCGGCUGCAAUGGCGGCAUCUUUGGUUGGCCGCUGCAACCGGAGCCACACGAGGAUGCAAUGGAUGUGAGUAAAUCAGCGUGCGAGAAUUUCCAUGAGCAUGCCUGUGGCAACUGGCACGCCCCCUACCGACUGCGCGCCCUCGGCGCCCAUGAUAUGCGCUCCAAGUUGCGGGCGCUGAACAAGCAGCUGCUUGUCCGACACUUUGAGCAGCACGAUGAGCAGCAGGAUGGCGGGGAACAGCAAUUGUUUUCAUUCUAUGGCAGCUGCAUGAGCAGCCGUCAAUCGUUGCACGUUUACAUGGACGCAGUGCAGCAAGUGCUGCCGGAUUGGCCGCUCCUCAACAAUGCCACACAGUUCGAUUGGCCGCGCGGCAAUGCGGCGGUGCGUCGCUUUGGCGCCCAGGGAUUGUGGCGCCUACUCGUCCAAUCCAAUUGGCAGGCGGCCGAGCAGCGUAUCUUCUAUCUGCUGUCGCCCAGCUUCGAGCUGCUUGGCACGAGUGCGGAGAGCGAGUUUCUCUAUCAGCGCUAUCUGAAGUAUCUGCUGCUCGAGUUGGGGUUGCGGGUGCGACGGGCCGCCAUGUUGGCGGAUCAGCUGGUCGAGUUUGAGCAGCAGCUGCGCCGAUUGAUGCCGGCCAGUGGCCAGACGCUGGUGUUGCAUGCCCCGCAGACGUUGCAACAGCUGGCCGAACAGUUGCCGCAGCUGCAGUUGCUCGACUAUUUUCAGUUGCUGCUCGGCGAUGAUUAUACGCCACAAUUGUUGCUUGUGGCCGACACCGAGUACCUGCAACGCUUGCAACGUGUGCUCAGUGCAGCGGACUCGAUGAUUCUGUCCAGCUGGUUGUUGUUGCAAUUGCCGGCCCACUUUGAGUUGCAUCUGCAUGAGGAUGCCACGUUGUCGGCGCAACGUGAGCAUUGCUUGCAACAGCUGAAUCGUUUGUUGCCACAACAAUUGGCGCAACUGCAGCUGCGUCUGUUGCAUGGCAGCGAUGCGGCAGCAGCCGCAUUUCUAAGUCGCACACAGGUCGAGUUGCAGCAACUGUUCGACUCGUUGAAGUUGCAAUUCGAGCGUCUGAUCAAUGCCACGCCCAUAUUCGAACAGGAUGCGGCAACACAAACGUUGGCGUUGCAAAAGCUGCGAGCGAUGCGUCUGCUGUUGCCACAGCAGCAACAGCAGCAACAGCUGUUGCCGCCACAACAACAAGCACAACAACAGGGGCAACAACAACUGCAGAGCGAUGUCUACGAUGCUAAAUUGUUGCGUCUGUCGCAAGCUCAGGCAACGUUGCAAUUCCGCGCGGCCUUGGAGUGCCUGCAGCUGCCUUGUGUCGCCUCAACCGGAGGCGCCUCUUCGGAGCAUUCGUUGGGUCCGUUGGAUGUCAACGUUUACUACCGACUCAAGUUGAAUGCCAUUGAGCUGCCGUUGGGUCUGCUGCGUGAGCCACUGCUUGCCACCAAUUCCAACUCCAAUUCCAAUUGUGGCAGCAAUGCUGACUGCAGUGCAACGUUGCAACAGUCACAGCUGGCACGUCUGCACGGCGGAUUGGGCUAUAUGCUGGCACACGAGAUGAUGCACGGCUUUGACUACGAUGGCAUCAACUAUGAUGCCACGGGGCAUGUGGCAGGCGGACAGUGGCCGGCGAGGGCCAUCAUCAGAUACGGUUUGCGGGCCGGCUGCUAUUUGGGUGCGAGAUACAGCAACGCGACCUUGACUAUCAACGAGAACAUUGCGGACAGCGAGGGAUUACGCUUGGCCUUUGAGGCGUAUCGGCAGCAGUUGCAGUCGCAACAGACAUUGCAACAGACAUUGCCACCACAAUCGGAUCAUUCCUCAAUGCGCAGCUUCUUUGUGGCAUUUGCGCAAAACUGGUGUGGACAUGCGGCAGCGCUCUCUAGCGGCACGCAGCAGCAACACGCCUCGCAUUGGGAGCGUGUCAACAAUGUUUUGGGCAACUUUCCGGAAUUUGCCGACACCUUUGACUGCAAAGCUGGCAGCUUGAUGCAUCCGCCCAACAAGUGCCGCAUUUGGUGAGGCUGCCACAUGUGGCAGACACAGCAGAGCAACUGUGCAACUGUGUGAAGCUGCUUAAGUGAUCAUGUACAAUACUAAGAUUAAAGUGUUUGCGAAUCGAACGGCUAAACUAAAUUCAA